Lithohypha guttulata is the source of this 1089-nucleotide messenger RNA. RefSeq lists its product as uncharacterized. Lineage: Eukaryota; Fungi; Ascomycota; Eurotiomycetes; Chaetothyriales; Trichomeriaceae. The transcript is spliced from 2 exons. The coding region runs from base 1 to 1089 and encodes 362 amino acids. Gene Ontology annotation, cellular component: Golgi apparatus. The record is from RefSeq and is a predicted model, not a curated record.
AUGGGUUCCUUGCGAACAUCCAAAUGGGUGUGGGCUUUUGUGUUGACGUCGCUCACACAAGCUGCUGUCGUGCUUGCGCUUGAAGUAUAUGUUUUUAUACGAUUUCAACUCGACGUUGAUGCAAAAGACGAUGAUGACUCCAGCGACCCAUCCACAACCAUCCCAACAUUCCUUGCUCUUUACAUUUUCGCUUUCUUCUAUCAGCUCUUACUCGUCUGGGAUGCUCUGCGAAUGAAGAAUACUAUUCAGAUUAUUGGUCUCGUCGGUCUAAACGUUGGUCUAUUGAUCUACGGAGCUGUGCAGGUCGAUCAAUUGCACGAUGCCGUAGACAUACUGGAGAGGGAGAAAGAGCUGGUGCAGGGCUCAAGCACAUGGACUAUUUCCAAACCUAUGGUUAUUGCGAUACCUGCUAUCCUGGCUGCCUUCACUUUCGUCUUGGCUUUGGAAGCAUACAAACUCUACAACGAAUUUGCAUGGACCAUCUACAAGCACAUUUCAGCCGACCUGCGCAUGAAGCGCCGUUACUUGACAUACCAGAUCUACAUCGCCCUUCUCAAAUUCGACUUCUUCUUCUGCCUGGGUUUUUUAAUCCAGUUCGUAAUCAUUGUCCAAGGCCGAAACGAUAUUGAACGAUGGGUUACAGCUGCCGCCAUUCCUGUUGCGAUCAUCAUCAUGUUCGCCGCCUUCUGGUUUACUAGACGAGAAAACCUGGUCGGAACCAUCGCCGUCAUCCUCUUCUACUUCGGUGGACUGGGCUAUUUCUGCUACAAAUUGGUCCGAAUGUAUAUGGAGGCGACAGACGACCCAUAUUUGGCGGCACGGAAAGAAUUGGCGACCUUCGCUGUGUUGACAAUCGCUCUGCUAAUCUGCACAAUUGUGGUUGGAUGCAUGUGCGCACACAACUAUCGUAAAGGUCUGAAGCCAUAUCUCAUGCAUACCAACACCAACGCUGUGGUCAGUCCGAACCGAACCGACUUCGACAACGAACAUGGCCAGCCAACAUCCUACAACCAGUCAUACUAUAUGACAGGGCAGCAUCAGCAAUCAGCCGGAAAGCCUCUUGCGCCAACAAGGAUGGAAAUUGACUAA